Trichosurus vulpecula (common brushtail) is the source of this 1911-nucleotide messenger RNA. It is a transcript of the gene FOXN1, whose product is annotated as forkhead box N1. Gene Ontology annotation, biological process: regulation of transcription by RNA polymerase II. Gene Ontology annotation, molecular function: transcription cis-regulatory region binding; DNA-binding transcription factor activity, RNA polymerase II-specific. The transcript has 8 exons. The record is from RefSeq and is a predicted model, not a curated record. Bases 1 to 1911 code for a protein of 636 amino acids. Lineage: Eukaryota; Metazoa; Chordata; Mammalia; Diprotodontia; Phalangeridae.
AUGGUCUCUCUGCUCCAACAACCAUCUGAGAUCCCACUGACCCCCCCGGAGAGCCUCGAGGGAGAGCAUCGAGAAGACCUCAUGCAGACCCGAAGGGCCACGGGUUCCCCACCCCCACAAAGUGAGAACCCUGGCUUCAGCUGCCCACCCUACCCAGGCGAUGUCCAGCCAGAGCCAGAGCCCUCGAUCUCCUCCCACAGCCCCAGCCCUUCCUCCCCGUGCCCAGAGCAGCUCCAGACUCACUUCCCCACUGGACCGGGCCAGACAGCAUUCCGGCUCUCCCAGUCGGAGAAAUACCAGGGCUUCGGUUAUGAGGACGGGCCAGUGGCAGGGAGCCCCGGACGCUUCCUCAAAGGCAGCCGUGUCCCCUUCCAUCCUUACAAGCGGCAAUUCAAUGAGGACGUUUUUCUUGAGGCCCAUCCGGCCCUUGGCCUGGACGGCCACUCCUUCAAGAGCCCGGGGUGCAUGGAGACUUUUGAGGAUGUGGCCAGCGCUGGGGACACGGAACCAUUUGCCCCCAGUUUCUCGGCAGAGGCUGCUGCCUGGUGCAAUGGCCCCCACUACCCAAGCCAGGAGCACAGCCCACAAAUGAUGCACGGGUCAGAGGUCAAACUCAAGCCACCCCCUAUGGAGGGCCCACCUGGACUGUAUUGUUACCAGCCCCAGCACAUGUACUGCCCCUCACAGCCCUUCCACCAGUACUCCCCUGGCAAUGGCAAUUACCCUAUGACCUACCUCCCAUCCCCACAUUAUGCGUACCAGAGGAUCGCCCCUCAAGCCAGCGUGGAGUCUCAGCAGCCACUGUUCCCCAAGCCCAUCUAUUCAUACAGCAUCCUCAUCUUCAUGGCCCUCAAGAACAGCAAAACUGGCAGCCUUCCAGUCAGUGAGAUCUACAAUUUUAUGACUGAACACUUCCCUUAUUUCAAGACGGCCCCGGAUGGCUGGAAGAAUUCUGUCCGCCACAAUCUGUCCCUCAACAAGUGCUUUGAGAAGGUGGAGAACAAAUCAGGCAGCUCAUCCCGAAAGGGCUGCCUGUGGGCCCUCAAUCCAGCCAAGAUCGACAAGAUGCAGGAAGAGCUGCAGAAGUGGAAAAGGAAAGACCCCAUCGCUGUUCGAAAGAGCAUGGCCAAGCCAGAAGAACUGGACACACUCAUCGGUGACAAGAGUGAGAAACUUCGGUCUCCUCUAAUGCCCUGCCCACCCCAAGGGCUGACCAGCUCAGGUCCUGCCAGACCAAUGGCAUUGUGUGACCCAGCCAACCCCACUGCUGUUCCCCAGCCCCUCCACUCACUGCACCCAGCACCAGGCCCCAUCCAUGCCAAGAACCCCAUGACAGGCCUACUUGGAGGACACCCACCCUCCUGCUACCCGCAGAGCUACCCACACCUCUCACCAGCCUUGGCCCAGCCGGGGGUCCCACAAACCCUAUUCCCACCUUCAGAUGGGCAUGGUGAGCUCCGGGCUCAGUCAGGCACCCCUCAGGACUCUCCCUUACCGGCCCACACUCCACCCAGCCAUGGCAUAAAGAUAUUAUCAGAACCCUCCCCAGCCAGAACAAUGCAGGACAACCUCAUGCCAGAGGGAGACCUCAGCACUGAUAUCGACACCAUCAAUCCCUCCUUCACUGACUUUGACUUCCAGGGAAGUCUCUGGGAGGAAUUGAAAGAUGACGGCCUGGCCCUAGACCCCCUGGUGCUGGUCACAUCCUCCCCAGUGCCAUCUCACUGCUUGCCAUCCCACUGCCUGUCAGGGUCAGCAGGCAGUACCAGUGAGCUAGGCCUGCAGGGCAAUGGCGCUCCUAGUGGACUGAAUGACCUGCACCUCACUACCUUCUACUCAGCUUUAAUGGACCUGGACCCGGUGGCCCCAGCCUACCUGAACUCCACCUCCAAGCCCAUGGGACUCGUGUGA